Messenger RNA from Leptosia nina, 2682 nucleotides. NCBI's taxonomy places the organism in Eukaryota, Metazoa, Arthropoda, Insecta, Lepidoptera, Pieridae. The record is from the annotation of a GenBank genome assembly.
AUGAUGCCGAGAUUUUUGUUCGCUCUGUUAUGGAUAUGGAAGAGCGAUGCAUCCCGUUCGCACUACAGUAACAUAUCGCACGAGUUUACGACACCUGGCGAUGAGAUUGGACCGAUGCUCCCCGAUGAGGGCUUCCAGGCCUCGACUGUUAUAGCUGGUUUGAUGCCCGACUCUUUUGGGGAAAUGUUCAAUUUUUUGGAUGGAGACAGUUUCGGAAUUGGUCCACUGCACGAGUUUGUCUACGGUUGGCAAGCAAUAGUAAACACCAUGAGUAUGAAGAAUAAUGUUGAAGUUCGAAAACGCGCUGGGCUGCAGCGCUUUGCUUUAGCCGGCAUCAACGGCAUAACUCUUAUAUCUCACAUUGGAGCUACGGAGAUCAUGAUUAACGGAACCAGGACCUAUUGUUUCGGCGGUGUCUCCAGGCCUCCCGGCAGGCGAAGUGUCAUUUGUAAGGGUACAAUGUAUCAAGAAGGCCGUUUUUCCUGCAAAGUACCUUUUUUAAGGUAUCCCACUGUUCUUGGCUACAGAUAUUGUAUAGACAAAUAUGCAGCAGUCAGUUCGCUUGAUGGCACAUAUAAAACGACGUAUUGCGCUCGUGGAGAAUCCGUGCCCAAAUUCCAUUACGACUAUAUCUGUGAACGGAGGGAUAUUAAGAUUAAACGGGUCAACUUGACCGAUCCCAAUGAAAGAUUUAACAGACGGAACCCAGUUGUUAGAAGAGCCGAGUACUAUCGAGCUCCUUACGAUAUACUCAAAGCGUGUCCUGAUUGGUACGGUUGUAAUCUAAGGAUAUCACCAGAAUCCCUGCACCAAGCUCUACCCACUGGCUUGCUAGACGCAAAUGAAACAGCUUUUGUUGGUCACGGUGGGAAAUAUUGGUUAUCGCUUUAUUACACUCAGUUAUCAACAUAUGCAAUAUACUUUCAAGCGCACGGAGAAUACCCUUGGCAAACAAAUAGACCAAUUGUGUCAAUCGACAAAGGUGGAAUUUGGGAGCAGCUACUCAAAGCCAAUAUUGGUCCUGAUAUGAAUCUCCAUUACAACUUGAACGGAAUAUACAAUAGAUACCCUGGCGGCGUCAUGAUGCCUGAUAUUAUGAGGAACGAGGGACAGGUACAACCAGCUAACUUCAGAACAGAGACCCGCGAUGGGGCUCAGGAGGAUAUUAUCCUAAAUUCACACUUACCAGGAGAUGGAUCAGGUGAAAGAGCUGCUCGGUUACCCGUGAGCCAGCAGCCGAAUUUUCCUGUGGAGGUGCAUCUCAAGACUGAGCCGUGUCUUGGGGAAAAAUUAACCCGGGCACUACGGUGGCCCCAGAAACACCCGCCUCGGCAUCCCAACCACCAGAUGCUGUUGCAGGGGCAGAAUUUCUAUACGAAUCUCAUUGCACAGCACUAUGAGAGGAAGCAGAGACUGGAGAAACUUGAGGAAUCGCUCAAAGAUGAAAGUCUUACCGAGAGCCAGAAACAGGAGAAGCGUCAGCAACACGCGCAGAAGGAGACGGAGUUCCUCAGGCUAAAGCGGUCGAGGCUCGGCGUGGAAGACUUCGAACCACUUAAGGUGAUAGGUAGAGGUGCGUUCGGAGAAGUCCGUCUCGUGCAGAAGAAGGACACUGGACACGUGUACGCUAUGAAAAUACUCCGGAAAGCCGAUAUGCUUGAAAAGGAGCAAGUCGCCCACGUCCGUGCUGAGAGAGACAUUCUAGUUGAAGCCGACCACCAAUGGGUAGUGAAGAUGUACUACAGUUUUCAAGACCCGAUGAACCUGUACCUCAUCAUGGAGUUUCUCCCAGGGGGUGAUAUGAUGACGCUUCUCAUGAAGAAAGACACCCUGAGCGAGGAAUGCGCGCAAUUCUAUGUCGCCGAGACGGCGUUAGCGAUUGAUAGUAUACAUAAGCUCGGAUUUAUUCAUAGAGACAUAAAGCCAGACAACUUGCUGCUAGACGCCCGCGGUCACAUAAAGCUAAGCGAUUUUGGGCUUUGCACGGGUCUCAAGAAGAGCCAUCGUACAGACUUCUACCGAGACCUUAGUAGAGCCACCCCUUCAGACUUCAUAUACUUCCCAGUAUCGACGUCGUCCUCUGCGAUGGACUCGAAACGGCGCGCCGAGUCAUGGAAGAGAAACCGACGCGCACUGGCCUACUCCACUGUUGGGACACCGGACUAUAUAGCGCCAGAAGUCUUCCUGCAGACCGGCUACGGGCCCCAAGCGGAUUGGUGGAGUCUCGGCGUCAUAAUGUACGAGAUGCUGAUCGGCUAUCCACCGUUCUGUUCGGAGUCGCCGCAAGAGACGUACCGGAAAGUGAUGUCUUGGCGGGAGUCACUCACCUUCCCACCAGAAAUUCCCAUCAGCGAAGAGGCUAGGGAGACCAUUAUGCGCUUCUGUUCUGAACCCGACCGCAGGCUGGGCUCCCAACGCGGCAUUGAAGAUGUUAAGUCUGUGUCGUUCUUCCGUGGGGUCGAUUGGAACCACGUUCGCGAGCGACCGGCCGCGAUCUCUGUCGACGUCCGAUCUAUAGACGACACUUCCAACUUCGAUGACUUCCCGGACGUCAAACUCGAGAUACCGUCGGCGCCGAUUACCCAAGAUGGCGAAGUAGCAUACAAGGACUGGGUGUUUAUUAACUACACUUUCAAGAGGUUCGAGGGCCUCACCCAGAGAGGCACGCCCACUAAGAAGUGA